AUGAUGUGGCCAUUCCGUAAGUGGACCUGCUGGCUGUCCAUUCACCUCUGGUGCCUGUUUGGGGGCCUGAGCUCAGCGUUGAUGACGAGGAACUCGAGGCCCAAUAUUGUGCUCCUGAUGGCGGAUGACCUCGGGGUGGGAGAUGUCUGUUGCUACGGCAAUAACACAGUGAGCACACCGAAUAUCGACCGCCUGGCGAGUGAGGGCGUGCGGCUCACCCAGCACCUGGCGGCUGCGUCCGUGUGCACCCCGAGUAGGACUGCCUUCCUGACCGGCCGGUACCCCAUCAGAUCAGGGAUGGCGUCUCCCUUCAACCUGAACCGCGUCCUUACCUGGCUCGGAGGCUCGGGCGGUCUGCCCACCAACGAAACCACGUUCGCCAAGCUGCUACAACAUCGGGGCUAUCGCACGGGACUCAUAGGCAAAUGGCACCAGGGCUUGAGCUGCGCCUCUCGGAACGACCACUGUUACCACCCGCUCAACCACGGCUUCGACUACUUCUACGGGCUGCCCUUUGGCUUGCUCAGUGACUGCCAGGCGUCCAGGACCCCCGAGCUGCACCGCUGGCUGCGAAUAAAGCUGUGGAUGUCCACGGCGGCCCUCGGCCUCGUGCCCGUCCUGCUGCUUGUCCCCAAAUACGCCCGCUGGUUCCCCGUGCCCUGGAAGGUCCUCCUGGCCCUGGGCCUGCUGGCCUUCCUCUUCUUCCUGUCCUGGUACUCCAGCUACGGGUUCACGAGACGCUGGAACUGUAUCCUGAUGAGAAAUCAUGACAUCGUCCAGCAGCCCAUGCGCGAGGAGCGGGUAACCUCCCUCCUGCUCAAGGAGGCCCUCGCCUUUAUCGACAGGUAUAAACGCGGCCCCUUCCUCCUCUUCGUGUCCUUUCUGCACGUGCACACCCCACUGAUCACCAAAGAGAAGUUUGUGGGGCACAGUAAAUACGGGCUCUAUGGAGAUAACGUCGAAGAAAUGGACUGGAUGGUGGGUAGGAUCCUGGAGGCCCUGGACCGGGAGCGCCUGUCCAAUCACACGCUGGUGUACUUCACGUCGGACAACGGGGGUCGCCUGGAGGUGCAGGAAGGCGGGGCCCAGCUGGGCGGCUCCAACGGCGUCUACAAAGGUGGCAAAGGAAUGGGCGGAUGGGAGGGGGGCAUUCGUGUCCCAGGAAUAUUCCGGUGGCCGACGGUCCUGGAGGCUGGGAAAGUGAUUGACGAACCAACAAGCCUAAUGGACAUUUAUCCGACACUGUCUUAUGUAGGUGGAGGUAUACUGCCCCAGGACAGAGUGAUUGAUGGCCGGAAUCUAAUGCCCUUGCUGGAAGGCAGGGUAUCCCACUCAGACCAUGAGUUCCUCUUCCACUACUGUGGGGUCUACCUGCACACAGCCAGGUGGCAUCAGAAGGACUGUGCAACGGUAUGGAAGGUCCAUUAUGUGACUCCCAAAUUCUCCCCGGACGGAGCUGAUGCCUGCUAUGGAAGUGGAAUAUGUUCAUGUUCUGGAGAUGUCACCUACCAUGAUCCUCCACUGCUCUUUGACAUCUCAAGAGACCCUUCUGAGGCUCGGCCUCUUAGCCCUGACAAUGAAGCCUUAUUUGACUCAGUGGUCAAGAAAAUUGAGGCGGCCAUAAAAGAACAUCGCAGGACUCUCACACCUGUCCCACAGCAGUUCUCUGUGUUCAACACCAUUUGGAAACCGUGGCUGCAGCCCUGCUGUGGGACUUUCCCUUUUUGUGGGUGUGACAAAGAAGAUGACAUCCUCUCUACGGCUUGGUGA
Prionailurus viverrinus (fishing cat) is the source of this 1770-nucleotide messenger RNA. It is a transcript of the gene ARSH, whose product is annotated as arylsulfatase family member H. NCBI's taxonomy places the organism in Eukaryota, Metazoa, Chordata, Mammalia, Carnivora, Felidae. The coding region runs from base 1 to 1770 and encodes 589 amino acids. The transcript has 10 exons. Gene Ontology annotation, molecular function: arylsulfatase activity. The record is from RefSeq and is a predicted model, not a curated record.